UUAAAUUUUAUAAUGGAUAUUUACAAGCAAUACAUCUACAAGCUGCGCGAGCUGGCUCUAAGGGAACCCUACAUUUAUCUCCUCACCGAUGAUAUAAUCCCGAAAUUGAAACAAUAUAUCCAUGAGCUCAAUUCAAUAACCUUCGACGAUGGUGCAUACCACACUUAUUAUGGAGAAAUAAAGACUAUAGUCAAUAGCUUUAACAUAUAUUGGACAGAUAAAAUGGACGAUGCAAUUAAGGAAGCAGAUAAAUGCAGCCAUUGCAUUACUUUGGCUGAAUUAAUUGAAAUGGCACAAAAAACAAUACUUAUGCAUAAAAUAAAACAAUCCGAUUUCGAAAGUGAAUUUCAACCACUUAACUCACCUUUAGAAGAACAAGCAUACACAGAAAUAUUAGAGAAAUGUGUAUCCUUUACUAAAAGCCUUGAAGAAUUUGCCGAGAGUCUAACAAAGCUCGAUAAACAGGACAAAGUGGAUGCAUUCGCUAAAGAACAUUUUCCUUUAUCUUUGAAGAGAAAAAAUGACGUAUUUGUCUUCACGUACAAUUUUAUCUCUAACGAAUUGAGUUUAGUCGUUGACAAAAUCCGAAUAAGUAUCGGGGAGAUUUUCGACCGCCUUCGAAACAAUAUGCGCUCAAUGCAGGAACAGUCCGAUUCAUGCGUCUCUGACCUACUCAUUCGCCUGUACGAGAAGAAAAAAGAACACCUGUCCCUGUCCCGACAGGACAAUCGCGUCUCUACGGAACUUGCAGAGGUCCAACGUAGCAUGGACAUUAUAAAAGACAAAAUAGAGGAUUCAAAGCAGCUGCAGAUUCACCGUCUCCAAGAAGAGUAUAUCUACUGGGAGGGCAGGAUAUGCGAGUUCGAGCAAAUACAUAGGACCAUAAACAAGCUUCAGGAGGCAGAAGAACGUGUACUUGAACAGGAGGACCUUUUCCUUUCUAUGAAAGACAGUGAAAUUCCAGCAUCUAAAGGAAAAUGUUGGGAAAAUGUGGGCGAAAAAUUAAAAGCAAAACUGCAAGAAAUUAAGGAACUAAAACUGAACGCGGCAAAGGCCCUACAAUCAUUCUUCAUCGUCCGAGGCCCAGAUAGAAUUUUCUACUCUGACAACAUCGGCAGAUACUACGUGGACGACUACGGGCAUCAGUGCUACGUGUUCAACUACGGGCCGAGCGUUUACCAAGUCAACUGCCAGGGGGAGUUGGUCGACAUCCCUGACAAGGAAAAAUAUUUCUACGACGACAUGGGUCGUUUUUACGUAGAAAAAGACACAAAAGAGAAACUCUACCAAGCGGCGCCGUGUUCUAGCUCUUACAAAAUUGAGAACGAUAUAUUCGUGAAGCAUAGCAAAGACUGUGGGCAUUCUGAAACCUAUAACGAAUACUGUGGCAUGCUAGUUAAGGACCCUACUAAAAUGGUUGUAUUACCACCCAUUGAACCUGUGAUUAUUAAAGGCAAAUUAGACCCCGAAGUCGUUAAAUAUCUUUGGGAUACAUUUGGCCACAUCCUACCCGACGUGUUGCGUGACGUUGCUGAAACCCGACCCAAAAACCCCAUUCACAGCCUCGCUCAUAAAUUACUUGCGCACAAGUAUAGAAUAACGAAUACCGAAACAAAACGCAAGAAGGCUGAAGCUCAUAUUUAUCGCAGUCAAAUAUACCAGGACCGUUUGCAGAAAGCGAGCGCCACUUAUAAGGCAUGGAAGAAAAAGCACACCCAGCGUCGGAAGACGGACGAAAUCGACGACUCUGAGGAAAUUACAGCAUAUUACAAACACGUGGCAAAACAGGAGUUCAUACAUUUUGUUAACUAUGAUAACUGACUUUUUGUGCAUUGUAGGUACUUUAUCCGACUAAAUCAAGUGUUUGUUUAAAUAGAUCCUUCAAACCAGAUAUACGCAAUAGCACAUUUUUCCAUACACAAUUUCUCCCGUUAUUAUAUAAUUCUAUAACAUAUACCCCGGCACACCGCGCCACAUCGUCCGCCUGCAUUUUGUCUUAGAUUUUUGGUCGUGAUCCGAAGCUAUACAUUCUAAUCACGUAUCAAACGAAUCAAAUUCAU
Molecule: messenger RNA, 2060 nt
Organism: Pararge aegeria (speckled wood butterfly)
Lineage: Eukaryota; Metazoa; Arthropoda; Insecta; Lepidoptera; Nymphalidae
Exons: 9
Coding region: 13-1821 (602 amino acids)
Source: RefSeq, a predicted model, not a curated record